UAAAGAGUCAACUGCAUGGUUGGCAAGGACAUUUCCACUUGCUUUCAAUCUUUCAUGGUCAAAUUUCCAUGGAACUUUUUUCUAAAUCUGGUUUUCUAAAUUCAAUGAUUUGAACCAAGAAUGGUGUUUUAUUGCCGAUGUUUCUCGUUCGAUGAUGACAGUAGGAAGAUCGCAAAUGAAUCAAGAACUCUAACAAAACCGAGGUCGUCAGUAUCCUCAAACUUGGCCGGAAAACCAAACAGUUUGAGGGUUUUCACAGUCGCGGAGCUCAAGGUCGCAACUAAUAAUUUUCGCAGUUCUUGGAAGAUUGGAAACGGUAGAUAUGGAAGUGUAUAUAAGGGCAUGGUCAAGAGUUUGGAACACCCUUUUGAUAAGAUCGAGGUCAUUGUAAAGCACCUCAAAGGAGUAACGAAGGAUCACAAAGAUUGGUUAUCUGAGGUUCAUUUUCUUGGGGUGUGUGACCAUCCAAACCUUGUAAAACUAGUUGGUUAUUGUGCUGAAGAAAAUGAAAGAAAAAGUAUGCAACUGCUUUUAGUCUACAAAUACAUGUCUAACCGAAGCGUGAGGGACCAUUUAUCUACAAAAUCUGACACACCUCUCUCAUGGGACAUGAGACUGAAAGUAGCUCAAGAUGCUGCAUGUGGCUUGGCAUAUCUACAUGAAGGAAUGGACAUUCAGAUUCUUUUCAGGUAUUUCAAUUCUUCCAAGCUCCAUCUAGAUGAUCAAUGGAAUGCUAAGCUUUCGGAUCUUGGGGUGGCUAUGGUAGGUUCUCAAAGAGGAGACAUUGAUGACCAUGACCUCAUAGAAACAAUGGCAUAUGUGGCUCCAGAGUACAUCCAUACAGGGCAUAUGUCAUCCAAGAGCGACGUAUGGAGUUACGGGGUCUUUCUAUAUGAACUUAUCACGGGUAGGCAACCAUUCGAUAGGAAUCAACCUAAAAACGAGCAGAAGCUUCUAGAAUGGGUGCUACCCUACGUACAAUCCAAAAAUCUCCAGCCUAUCAUUGAUCCAAGACUUGAAGGUAUAUAUUCACUCAAGUCAGCACAGGCGUUAGUCACUAUAGCUGAACUUUGCUUAAAAAAGAACCCGAUGUCAAGGCUAAAGAUGAGUGAGGUCCUAGAACUGGUUAUUGGAGUCACUGGGGUUCCAUCACAAUUAACUAGUUCUGCACCAGCUCCCAGUAUAGAGCCUGUUAAUGUAGUCGUUGGGGUACCAUUAAAAGUAACCAAUCCUGCAUCAACUUCCAAGAGUAUAGUCCCAGUGACACGGCUUUCAAAGCUCUUGAAAUCUUGGUUUAGAAAGGUUUGUUCUUGUGUACGCGUGACAAUUAGCAAAUGACAUUAAUGCCGCCAUCAACCAAAUAAGCACUUGCUUUCUGUCUCUUGGAGCAGUGAAGGCGGUGAGAGGUAAAUAGACAUUUCAUAAACACAUAUUUAUGUGUUUGCAUCUUUGACAUAAGUGAACAGAACGUGUAUAGCCCUUGUGCAUUACAAUUGUUAUCGUUUAAAUAUUCAUCAUUGGUCUAUUUGAGUUAUACAUUGAUCUUGAUGUUCCAUAUUCAUUUGUAUGUUACUCCGGAAAUACGCUGUCAAGUUUGAAGUG
Messenger RNA from Lactuca sativa (garden lettuce), 1602 nucleotides. RefSeq names its product serine/threonine-protein kinase PCRK2. The record is from RefSeq and is a predicted model, not a curated record. Gene Ontology annotation, molecular function: ATP binding; protein kinase activity. NCBI's taxonomy places the organism in Eukaryota, Viridiplantae, Streptophyta, Magnoliopsida, Asterales, Asteraceae. Gene Ontology annotation, biological process: protein phosphorylation.